AUGCCAAAAUAUGCAAAGUUCAUUUGAAAUUCUCAAUAAAGUUUAAUACUCUAGUAAUCCUUUGUUCUACCUUUUUUCUGUGGAAAUUCUAGUGUGACUAAUAUGAACGUGCUGUAAUUGUUUUCUGAACAACUAGUGUUGUAGGUGUUCACCAAACAUAUAUUAACCAUAAUGUCUUGGUUAAAUACGUUAAAAGUAUUUUUUACUCCGGAUAAAAAUCCCAAUAAAGUUAUUGAAGUAAAAUCGGAAAAAUAUUCUAAUCGUAAUGUCCACUGUCGUCAUGACCCGAUUAUUUUGUAUGGAGUAGAUAGUAAUAAUGUCAGUGAAAUUGUCUUGCAUUUGUCGCGCGCUGAGAGCUUAACUACUUCUUACAGUUUAUACAGAGGAUCGAGUAUAGAAGAUUCAGAAAUAAGAUUUUGUAUACUUAAAGACAAAUUACCAGAAAUUCUCAGUAUAUCCAAGGAUUGUUAUUGUUUGUCCGUGAUACAAAAUUUAUGUGAUACUCUUGUUGAACACCCAACAUGGAAUGUUGCUCAUCUGGUCGUAAGAUUGGCAAUGAUGGACAUUUUAUCCAACCCAAAUGUUGUGAUGUACUUAAAUACACCAGAUAUUGAAAGUGGUAUAUCAUCAUUACAAUUAGCCAUUUAUGACAAUUCGUUAGUUGUUGUUAAAGCAUUAAUUGCUUUAGACGUUUCACUGGAGCACUUGGAUAAUGAAGCCAAUUCAGUUUUUCACUAUGCUGCUAAAUCUAGUAGUGAUAUAAUUUUGGUUUUAUCUAAAGUGAGCACCAAAUGCUUAAACCAUCGUAACAUAAAUGGAUUUACUCCCCUUCACUUAGCAUGUCAAGCGGACAAACCAGAAUGCGUUAAAGAAUUGUUAGUUUGUGGGGCCGAUGUUAAUAUACCGGCUGGAAUCCCUGUAACUAAUGUAUCCGAAAACAAAUUACCUGGAAUUGUUAAAGAAUAUCUUCAGGAUAAUCAUAAAAAAUUAUUUGUUGAAGAUAUGAAAUUUGGUGGUACUCCUUUACAUUGGUCAAGUUCUCGUGAAGUAAUUGACAGUUUAAUUUCCAAUAAUUGUGAUAUGAAUGCAUUGAAUUUUGACAACCGCACUGCUCUUCACAUAAUGGUUUUGAGAAAUAGAUUUGAUUGUGUUAUGGGACUUCUAUGCAAUGGAGCUAAUGUAAAUAUACCUGACCAAGAAGGUAAUACACCACUUCAUUUGGCAGUCAAAAGCAAUUUGGUUCCAGUAAUUCAUGCUCUUAUAGCAUUUGAAGCUGAUGUCGAUUAUAUUAAUAAUAAAGGAUUAUCAUCACGACAUAUUGCUGCUACCAACAAUGGUCCAGAUAAAAUUUCUGAUAAAAUUGUUUAUAUCUUGCAUGCAGUUGGUGCAAAACGGUGUCAAAAUAUUUUAUUGGAAACUAUAUGUACAAAUGGAUGUGCUUGGAAUAAAGAAUUCAAUGGUUUACCUCCUCAAAGACCUGUAUCAAUGCCAGUUAGAUGUAUUGUGACAGCAAUGGAAGAGCUCAUGGAUGAGAGAAUAGAUGUUAACAAGAAUCAUAGAGGUGGCAGAGUUUUAUGCCUCGAUGGUGGCGGGAUUAGAGGAUUGGUGUUGAUAUCUGUCUUACUUCAUAUAGAAAAUGCCACUAAAGUUCCUAUUAUUCAUUGUUUUGAUUGGUUAUCUGGCACAAGUACUGGUGGAAUUUUAGCUUUGGGACUUGCAUGUGGUAAAUCAUUGCACGAGUGUUUGUGUUUAUAUUUUAGACUUAAACAACUCGUGUUUCAAGGUAGUAAACCUUACCAAAGUGAGGUAUUGGAAAAUAUGCUACAAGAAACAUUGGGCGCAAAUACGUAUAUGAGUGAUAUAAAGCAUCCUAAGAUCUUAGUCACAGGUUUGUUAGCAGACAGAAAACCUGUGGACUUACACAUUUUUCGUAAUUAUACAUCACCAAGUGACAUGAUUAAUGUAGAUCAUCCUUGUGAUUACCCACCUCCACCACCACCUCAUGAACAGUUAGCAUGGAAAGCAGCGAGAGCAAGUGGUGCAGCACCUUCAUAUUUUAGAAUGUUUGGUCGUUUUUUGGAUGGAGGAUUGAUUUCAAACAACCCAACUUUGGAUACAUUAACCGAAAUUGAGGAAUAUAAUUUAGCUUUAUACAAAACAAACAGGGCUAAUGAAAUGCAUGAUCCAAGCCUUGUAGUUUCUGUUGGAACUGGAUGCAUACCCGUGACUGAGGUGAAGAAUUUAGACAUUUUCAAACCGAGUAGUGUGAGUGAUAGUUUGCGUUUGGUGUUUGGAUUUUCAGCGUUAGGUCUGUUGCUCAUUGACCAGGCGACCCAGUCUGACGGUCGUGUUGUAGACAGAGCAAGGUCAUUGUGUUACAAAACAAAAACUGAGUUCUUCAGGUUUUGCCCACAACUAUCAGAAGAUAUAGCUAUGGACGAAAAAGAUGAUGUGAAACUAGUCAAGAUUCUUUGGGAAACUAAAGUUGAUAUGGUGAAAAACAAUAGUAAAGUUUGUAAACUGGCACAAUUAUUGAAAUAAUUUUGAUGUACUUAUUAUAUUUAAGACAUUGUAUCGUUUAUAAUUGUUUUAUCUUUUUUAUUUUUUAAUAUUACACUUUGUAGUUUAUAUAAUUUAAUAUAUUGCUUUAAUAUUCAUAGAAAUAUAAUAUAUCUAUCUAUUUCUAAAUAUUUAAAUUUAUUAUAACAGUGCAUAUUAUUAUUAUUUAUUAUAAACUAAAGGAAUACAUCAUUACACUUGUGCUUUUUCUUAAAUACUAUGGUAACACUAGUAUACAUUGUUAAAUGACAAUAAUAUAAUAUAAUAUUAUGUGUGCAUGUAUGUAUAUUAUACUGUUUAUAAUAUUUGUAUAAGGUUGGGAUUGCUUAUUUUUAAAUGUUAAAACCCUCUUUUAAAUUUUUUAUCUGCUUGACAAAAAUUCAAUACAAUUCUAUUUGUAAUAGUGAUAAUAGUAAAUAAAAUAUUAUAAAUAACAAAAAUGUCAAGGCAGUAUCACAUUAUUUUGGCGCAAAUUUAAUAAUUCUUCAUUUAUUUAAUAAACAGUGUGUUGAAAUUACUAUUGGACACUGUAAUUGUCUUAUUAUAAUAUAUACGCUGGUCUAUAUUCGAAAAGACAAAUAGUUAUAAAUUAUUUAAAAAUAUUUGUAUUAAUUUUUUUUUUAAAAUCUAUUUCUUAAGGUCUUAUUAACAGUUAACACACUGUUUUGUAUAAUAUUCCCGUCUAUGUUCUAUACCAAAUACCGAUCAACUUUAAUAAUGGUUUUAUGAAUUAGAACUAUAGGUAGGUACCUAUCUGGAUAAAGUCCACUUGCUGUGAACAUUGUAUUUAUACCACUUUUAACACCCUUCUGAAUUUACGGUACAUACUCUUUUUUUUCUUUUAAUUGUAUCUCUUUUAGAU
This is a messenger RNA of Metopolophium dirhodum (rose-grain aphid), 3421 nucleotides long. It is a transcript of the gene iPLA2-VIA, whose product is annotated as 85/88 kDa calcium-independent phospholipase A2. Gene Ontology annotation, molecular function: protein binding. The transcript has 14 exons. Gene Ontology annotation, cellular component: mitochondrion. The record is from RefSeq and is a predicted model, not a curated record. Gene Ontology annotation, biological process: positive regulation of ceramide biosynthetic process; lipid metabolic process. The coding region runs from base 172 to 2541 and encodes 789 amino acids. NCBI's taxonomy places the organism in Eukaryota, Metazoa, Arthropoda, Insecta, Hemiptera, Aphididae.